Messenger RNA from Symbiodinium pilosum, 1134 nucleotides. The record is from the annotation of a GenBank genome assembly. Lineage: Eukaryota; Dinophyceae; Suessiales; Symbiodiniaceae.
AUGGUUUCAAAAGGAGUGCUGAAUCGCCGUGAGCGGCGCGAAAGUUGGCACAGCAGAUCUUUGGAUGGUCACGUGCAAAAGGAGCCGCGGCGCACAUCUGGGGCAGCUGCGCAGGAAACUGCCGCUGCCACUGUGAUAGGUGGCAGCCACUCCAAUGAGUCGCUAUCCUUGGCAUCGCUGCUCUGCAAGCUUGGUGUCGCACUUCAUGCCAUGCAUAGCUUCAACUGCCAACAAGCAGUGGAAGAACUCUCGUCGUUGCCAAAGAGGCACUACGAGACUGGGUAUGUGUUGGACUUGGUGGGGCUCAGCUACUUUGAGUCCGCGGAUUACAAGAAGUCCGAGCUGGCAUACAACCAGGCUUGGCGAGUAGAGCCCCAUCGAGUUGAAGGACUGGAGUACUACUCUUCCGCCUUAUGGCACUUGCGCAGGGACGUGGAGCUGUGCAGACUAGCACAGCAAUGCUUACAGUGGGACCGCCUGAGACCCCAAGUGUGGUGUGUGGUGGGCAACUGCUUCAGUUUACAGAAAGAGCAUGAUGCUGCCAUCAAGCUGUUCAAGCGUGCCAUACAGGUCGACUCGACCUUCACUUAUGCUUACACUUUGUGCGGCCAUGAGUUCGUCGCCAGUGAGAAGAUAGACAAGGCAGUGGCCAUGUAUGAGAACGCUUUGAAUCUGGAUCCUCGGCACUACAAUGCCUGGUGGGGUCUUGGUAACAUUUAUCACCGCCAGGAGGAGCAUGAGAAUGCAAAGUAUCACUUCUACAAGGCCCUCCAGGUGAAUAGCAGCAAUUCAGUCCUUCGAUGCUAUCUGGGAAUGGUGCUAAGCGCGUUGAAACAGCCGCUGCUGGCCCUGGAUAGCUUUGACCAGGCAGCUCAGGCAGAGCCCCAGAAUGGUAUGGCGUACUUCCAGAAGGCAUGUGUCCUCAUCAGCUUAGAGAGAUACGAAGAAGCCCUUACCGACCUGAAGAAGGUACGCUGCUUGGCUCCAAAGGAGGCUUGCGUGCACUUCCAGCUCGGCAAGGUUUACAUGAAGCUGCAGAAGGACAGGAAGGCUCUCUACCACUUCAACAUUGCCAUGGACCUGAAUCGUGACUCCAAGGACUACCACACAAUCAAGACGCAUAUCGAGAAGCUU